Molecule: messenger RNA, 2397 nt
Organism: Alternaria atra
Lineage: Eukaryota; Fungi; Ascomycota; Dothideomycetes; Pleosporales; Pleosporaceae
Exons: 2
Coding region: 1-2397 (798 amino acids)
Biological process (GO): secondary metabolite biosynthetic process; amino acid activation for nonribosomal peptide biosynthetic process
Cellular component (GO): cytoplasm
Molecular function (GO): phosphopantetheine binding
Source: RefSeq, a predicted model, not a curated record
AUGGAAAGUAGGAGAACCUGGGCAGAUAAGAGAACAACGUUUAAUGCCGACAUUCAUGAGAGCAGCCAAGUCGAAAUUUGCUCUCAACCAGGUUCAUAUAUUUACAUGACAGCUCAGCCUGGAGUCAGUCGUCAUGAGCUCGAACAAGAUAUUGAUAUUAUCAUCCGACACUUUUCGCCUGUUAAAAGCGAGGCCCCUGCAGAGUUCGAUAUAAAUCACAACCAAGUCUGUGGAGCUUGGGUUGAAGUACUUCCACUUGUCACCAAGACCGCAACGGACAAACCCUUCCUCAUAUCUGCGAUCAAGACAAUGGCGGCGGCUUUGCAGCAUGACGGUCUUACGACUGAGGAGUCUCAAUCCAGGAUGCUUGUAAUGUACGGAGGCUCGCUCCGUCAGAUGAGCAAAGCACUCGAGGAAGCCCAUGGUGUCUUUCAGUGGGAACAUUGUAUUGCGAUCAUGUGCUUGUCAGUGACUAAUCCUCUUACAUCACGUCAACCACUAGUCCAAGUUGUAUUUGCUGUUCAUUCACAACUCGGUCUAGGAGAAUUCAGUCUCGAGGGGAUCGAUACAGAAUAUAUCGAUCAGUCGCUCACCUCAAGAUUUGAUCUUGAGUUCCACUUCUUCCAGGAGAAGGAUGGGCUACGGGGAGAAGUUCUUUACUCAACAGAUCUGUACAACCCCGACACAAUCACGAAUAUGCUGUCCAUCUUUCAGAAGAUUCUAGAAACAACCCUGGCCAAUCCUCAAACAGGCGUCGGCUUGUUGCCUCUGUUCUCGAAUGAGGAUUUUUCCAAGUUCGACUCAUUCGGAUUGAUUGACAUAGAGAGAACCGAUUAUCAGGCUGACUGUACAGUCAUCGAUGCCUUCUGCGAACAAGUAGCCGUCUGCUCUAACGCAGUGGCAGUCAAAGACUCCUCCUCUACUAUGACAUACUCUCAGCUAGAUGAAAAGUCGGAUUCUAUUGCUCACUGGCUGAGGCGACGAUGCUUUGCCCCGGAGACUCUGAUUGGCGUUUAUGCUGGCCGAUCUUGUCAGACAGUUGCUGCAUAUCUCGGCAUCUUGAAGGCAGGACUCGCGUAUCUUCCCCUCGAUUCGAAGCAACCCCUCGGCCGAAUAGAGAGCAUCGUGUCUUCAGUCGACCGCUUCGGUACCAUGCUGCUUGGACCCGAUAUGGAGGUUCCUCAUCUCAGUUCGAAGGAUAUUGAGUACCUUCAUAUCGAUGAUCUUUUGCAACCUCGAGUCAAUGAAAACGGGAACCUAGCCAACGGAUUCUCAGAAAGCCUUCCCUCUGCUACGAGUCUGGCAUAUGUCAUGUUCACCUCAGGAUCAACUGGUCGACCGAAGGGUGUCAUGGUCGAACACAGGAGCAUCUUAAGACUGGCCACACAUAGCAACGUGAUCCUUCACAGACGGAAUGCCGUGACGGCUCACAUAUCUAACACGGCCUUCGACGCAUCAACAUGGGAGAUCUACGUAACACUCCUAAAUGGUGGUACGCUAAUUUGCUUUGAUAACAUGACAGUGCUCGAUUACGAAGCAUUGUCAAGCAUGUUUGUACAUGAAAGGAUUGAAUCUGUCUUCAUGACUCCUGCUCUUUUCAAGCAAUACCUAUCCCAAUGUCCCGACGCUAUAAGAGUUCUCGACACCCUUUACGUGGGAGGAGAGAGACUCGACCCCGAGGAUGUAUAUACAGCUCGUGGCAUCAUGUCUGGCAAAUUGGUACAAAUUUAUGGUCCGACUGAGAACACAGGAUUCAGCACAUAUUAUCAUGUACCACCUGAGGAGACGUAUACCGACAGAGUACCUAUCGGUCGUGCAUUGAGUAAUUCCGGCGCAUAUGUUAUGGAUCCGCUGCAGAAGCUCGUCCCGCUAGGCGUAGUGGGUGAGCUAAUAGUCACAGGGGACGGCUUGGCGAGAGGCUACAUUGAUCCUCAGCAGAACCUCAAUCGAUUUGUUUCAGUCACAAUUCGUGACGGUGAGAAGGUCCAAGCUUACAGAACAGGUGAUUACGUCCGUCAUCGCCCAGCUGAUGGCCAGCUCGAGUAUUUCGGCCGGAUCGACGGACAAAUCAAGAUUAGAGGACAACGUGUUGAGCUGGGCGAAAUUGAGCACGUCAUUCGCACACACUCGUCGGUAGAUGACGCUGCAGCAGUGUUGCAGUAUGGAAGCACUGAAGAUGCCCAGAUAGCGGCUUUCAUCACUUUGCGCAGACUCGAAACUGGAAGACAAGCUCUUGCCAGUGACGCGCCAGUCGCCGAUGACGACAACGAAACACGACAGGUUAGCGUAUGGGAAGGGCUUUUCGAUGAAGACACCUACGAGUCUAUCGACAAAGUACAAACAGAGACCAUAGGGCGAGACUUCAUUGGCUGGACUUCCAUGUACGUGUCAGAUUAG